AUGGACGCUGAUGUGUCUAGACGAACUCUAGUUGAAAGUUUUCUAGUAUUUCAGGGUUGUUCAAUUAUUUUUGUAAGUGUUAUUAGUCAGGCUGCCACUGCUGUUAUAAUAUAUAGAAGUGGUGAUAAAGUACAUCAAACGACAAUGAAAAAAAUUUAUGUCGAUAUUAAUAUUCAAAACAAAUUGGGAUGUAAUGAGUUAUCGAGUCCCCAGUCGUGCGAACUAAAAGCAGGUCCAAGGUUAAAAUUAUUUUGGUUCAUUCGUGUAACAGGUAUUGCACUAAUGAUAGCAUUACAGCAUAUACCAUGGGGUAUACGAAUUAGAGAAGCACGUCUAAUCAUAGAUCAGAUGCAAAAACAUGGUUAUAAAGCACUGGAUGUCUUGGAUCGUGUUAAAAUUAACAAAAAAUGA
Molecule: messenger RNA, 411 nt
Organism: Didymodactylos carnosus
Lineage: Eukaryota; Metazoa; Rotifera; Eurotatoria; Philodinida; Philodinidae
Source: the annotation of a GenBank genome assembly